AUGCCGAACCCCGAUGUAACUGUGGUGGUGGAUAAGUCGGAAGAGAAAGAUGAACGUGAUUCAGAUUCAGACUCAGAUUCAAAAUCAUGCUCAUAUUCAGAUACUACAAGUAGUGGAGAAUCUCCCGUCGAAGAAUGGCAGAUAUCAAAAGAAAAAUGGUCAAAUAUGAAGGUGAAAAUUCUUGAGUGGAAGAAGAAGAUGUUUGCAAAGUGGAAGCAGAUUUUUGCAACAUCAUGUGUGUUUGCUGUUUCACUGGAUCCUUUGUUCCUCUACAUUCCUGCCAUCAAUCAGGACAUGAAUUGUCUGAGAUUGGACCAAAACUUGAAGAUAGCAGCUCUUACAUUAAGAUCUGUGACAGAUAUCUUUUAUAUUAUGGACAUCAUUAUUGAGAUUUAUACAUCUAAGAUCUGUUCAAGUUUAACCAUUGAACUUCAUCACAUCUCCAAAUCAGAAUUCUUAGGGAACACUUUUUUGCCGACGCUAGCUAAGAAGAUUUGGAAGUCAUACAUCUUAAUUGACAUUUUAGCUAUUCUUCCCCUUCCACAGGUUCUACUCCUCAAUUUCUUUUCAAGAAUGGGGGCUUCGAGAUCCUCGGAGACAAGCAAGUUUAUUAUGAACUUUUUUGUUCUGAUGCAAUAUAUACCGCGGGUUAUUCGCAUCUACCUAUCAUGUGAGGCACCAAAAAAGUCUCCCAGGAGGGAGACUCCAGUAUGGGUUAAAGGUGUACUUAAUUUCUUUAUGUACAUCCUUGCUAGUCAUAUACUUGGAGCCGUAUGGUACUUUUUUGCUAUUCAACGAAUGACAGCCUGUUGGCAAUAUGCAUCUCAAAAUGAAAAUGGGUGUGACCCUAAUACUUUUGGUUGUCAUUACCAUACAUUCAAAGAUGAUUUGUGUCCUAUAAGUUCACCAAAUGCAACGAUCUUCAAUUUUGGGAUAUUUCUUAGUAUCCUUCAGUCUGGUGUGCCGUCAUCAACAAAUUUUCUACAAAAGUUCUUGAACUGCUUUUGUUGGGGCCUACGAAAUUUGAGGAUGGACGAGGUUUAA
This is a messenger RNA of Prunus armeniaca (apricot), 1044 nucleotides long. NCBI's taxonomy places the organism in Eukaryota, Viridiplantae, Streptophyta, Magnoliopsida, Rosales, Rosaceae. The record is from the annotation of a GenBank genome assembly.